Molecule: messenger RNA, 963 nt
Organism: Sorex fumeus (smoky shrew)
Lineage: Eukaryota; Metazoa; Chordata; Mammalia; Eulipotyphla; Soricidae
Product: olfactory receptor 10AG1-like
Exons: 1
Coding region: 10-963 (317 amino acids)
Biological process (GO): G protein-coupled receptor signaling pathway
Cellular component (GO): membrane
Molecular function (GO): G protein-coupled receptor activity; olfactory receptor activity
Source: RefSeq, a predicted model, not a curated record
CUUCUACAGAUGAAGCCCAAGGAAAUGCCACCCCAAGAAAAUCUCACAAAAUGGAUGGAGUUUGUUCUCUUGGAUUUUGCUGAUGUUCCCCAGCUACAGUGGUUCUUGUUUGGAUUGUUCUUGGUAAUUUAUCUCUGCAUCCUGGUGGGUAAUGGCACUAUAAUUCUCAUAACAAAAGUGAGUCCUGCUCUCCAGACUCCCAUGUAUUUUUUCCUUGGUAACUUUUCAUUCUUAGAAAUCUGCUAUGUGUCUAUUACUCUCCCCAGAAUGCUCACCAACCUUUGGACCCAGAGGAGAACCAUUUCCUUAGUUGCCUGUGCUACACAAAUGUGCUUUGCCCUAAUAUUGGGAGGCACUGAAUGUGUCCUCCUGGCUGUGAUGUCCUAUGACCGCUACGUGGCCAUUUGCAACCCUCUGCACUACCCUCUCGUCAUGAACCACAAGUUCUGUGUGCAGCUGGUGGCUGGCUCCUGGGUUAGUGGAAUUCCAGUCAUGAUAGGACAGACAUUCCAGAUUUUCUCUCUGUCCUUUUGUGCUUCUAACAUCAUCAAUAGCUUCUUCUGUGAUGUACCCCCAGUCAUUAAGCUAGCUUGUGGGGACACAUUUAUAAAUGAGAUGCUGGUCUUCAUAGUUGCUGCAUUGUUUGUCGCAGUUCCAUUUCUGUUGAUACUUGUCUCCUAUGGAAAAAUCAUCUCCACGGUAAUGAAGCUGCCAUCAUCCUCAGGUAGGGCCAAAGCCUUCUCCACCUGCUCAUCUCAUCUGAUUGUUGUUGUGCUGUUCUAUGGUUCAGCCAUUAUUACUUACUUAAGACCCAAGACCCAAGAUUCUGUAGAAUCUGACAGAGUGUUUUCUCUUUUUUAUACUAUUGUCACUCCUUUAUUUAAUCCCCUGAUAUACAGUCUGAGGAAUAAAGAAGUCAUAAUGGCUUUGAGGAAGUUAUUCUGUAAACAAUUCAGUACAUGA